Messenger RNA from Rana temporaria (common frog), 4067 nucleotides. RefSeq names its product zinc finger protein OZF-like. The transcript is spliced from 3 exons. The record is from RefSeq and is a predicted model, not a curated record. The coding region runs from base 95 to 1501 and encodes 468 amino acids. Lineage: Eukaryota; Metazoa; Chordata; Amphibia; Anura; Ranidae.
ACAGGAAGGUCACACCAUCCCCCACCAUCAUCAGGGUGAAGAACCGAAAGAUAUAAAAGCCGAGGUGAAGAAGGAAGAAGAUGAGACGUAUGUGAUGGGGAAUCAGCAAUGUAUGAAGGAGGACGAGGUUAUGAAUCCCAAUAAAGAGGAGGAAUCUUCUCUGUAUAUCAGCUCAAAUGGACAGUAUUUUUCGAACAGCAAUACAUAUGAGAGUCAUCUUACUACAUCUCCAGGUUGCACUGCAGAAGACAUCACAGAAUCUCCUACAAAAGUAACAUUUUACUGGAUGGUAAAACCAUUGAAUUGUUCUAAUCCUGAGGAAUCUUCUGAUAAAUCCCAUACUAUGACCUCAGAUCUUCAUCUAAGAUCAAUGGGCCCUUCCAAUCCUGAGGAAUCUUCUAAUAAAUCCCAUACUAUGACCUCAGAGCUUCAUCUAAGAUCAAUGGGCCCUUCCAAUCCUAAGGAAUCUUCUGAUAAAUCCCAUACUAUGACCUCAGAGCUUCAUCUAAGAUCAAUGGGCCUUUCUAAUCCUAAGGAAUCUUCUCAUAAAUCCCAUACUAUGACUUCAGAUGUCCAUCUAAGUUCUCACAGUGCUGCUAGAUCAACAGAUCCAUCCGAUCCCCAGAAACCGUCUUCAACCCAUGAGGAAGCUCACAUAGGAGGGAGCACAUUGCCAUGUUUAGUAUGUGGGAAAUCAUUCACUAGGAAAACCGCACUUGCUAACCACCUGAAAUCUCACAAGGCUGAGCGUCCUUAUUCAUGUUCGGAGUGCGGAAAAUGUUUCCCUAAGAAACAAAGGCUUCUUAAACACCAGAGAGGUCACUCAGGUGAGCGUCCCUUUUCCUGUUCAGAGUGCGGAAAAUGUUUUAAUGAGAAACACAUCCUUCUUACACACCAGAGAAGUCACACAGGGGAGCGUCCCUUUUCCUGUUCAGUAUGCGGAAAAUGUUUUUCUAAUAAAGGAUGCCUUCAUAAACACGAGAGAAUUCAUUCGGGUAACCGUAGCUUUUCCUGUUCAGAGUGCGGAAAAUGUUUUUCUAACCAAGGAUCCUUCCGCGAUCACCAGAGAAUUCAUGGUGACAAUCCCUUUUCCUGUCCGGAGUGCGGAAAAGUUUUUUCCAAGAAAGAAAACCUUGUUAUACACCAGAGGAUUCACACUGGUGAGCGUCCCUUUUGCUGUUUAGAGUGCGGAAAAUGUUUUUCUGAAAAAGGAACCCUUCGUAAACACCAGAGAACUCACACGGGUGAGCGUCUCUUUCACUGUUCAGAGUGCGGGAAAUCUCUUUCUAGUAAAGGAAACCUUCGUACGCACCAGAGAAUUCAUACAGGCGAGCGUCCCUUUUCCUGUGUAGAGUGCGGAAAAUGUUUUUCGGACCAAGGAUACCUUCUUAAACACCAGAGAGUUCAUACAGGUGAGCGCCCCUUUUCUUGUUUGAAGUGCGGAAAAAAGUAUUGUGACCAGACAAACCUUCGGAGACACCAAAAAAAAGGAUGCUGCUGACAGUCCACAUUUAUGUUCGAAGUGUGGAAAAUAUAUUUCCAAGAAAAAUCCCAUCUUAUACACCAAAGAGUUCCCUCAGGUGAGCAUUCUUUUAUCGUGCGGAAAAUGUUUAUAGAACACCUGGAGGAUGAAAAAAAUGAGUUUAUAAUGGGGUACAUCCUGCCAAAAGUCCUGAUUUUAUUAAUGUGUGGAGCUUAUUAGGCUGAGUCUUCGUUUCUCGAAAAAAAAAAACACCUAAAAAGACACAGCUCAGAGCAUCCGAACAACGUUCAAACUGUGAUAAAUGUACAGAUCACAUAAGUCUAAUCGGAGAGAGAAGACACCUGCUGACACCUGGAGGAUAAAAAAUUAGUUUAUAAUGGGGUACAUCCUGGCAAAAGUCCUGUUUUUAUUCAUAGGUGGAGCUUAUUAGGCACGGGUCUUCUGUUGGCUUCUUCUGUUUCUCGAAAACUCCUGAAAAGACACAGCUCAGAACAUCAGAUCAGCGUUCAAACUGUGAUAAAUGUUGUACAGAUCACAUAAGUCUAAUCAGAGAGAGAAGACGCCUGCUGACACGUUUCGUCAAAUGUACGAUGGCUUUUAUUGGGUGGAACUGUUUAGUCCAUAGAACACUUGGAGGAUAAAAAAUUUGUUUAUAAUGGGGGACAUCCUGGCAAAAGUCCUGUUUUUAUUCAUAGGUGGAGCUUGUUAGGCACGGGUCUUCUGUUGGCUUCUUCUGUUUCUCGAAAACCCCUGAAAAGACACAGCUCUGAGCAUCUGAACGACUUUCAGACUGUGAUAGAUGUUGUACAGAUCACAUAAGUCUAAUCGGAGAAAAGACGUCUUCUGGUGCUUUUCGACAAAUUACGACGGCUUUUAUCGGGUUUAUAAUGGGGUACCUCCUGGCAAAAGUCGCGUUUCAACAAAUGUACGACGGCUUUUAAUCGGGUAGAACUGUUUAGUCCAUAGAACACCUGGAGGAUAAAAAAAUGUAUUUAUAAUGGGGCACAUCCUGGCAAAAGUCCUGUUUUUAUUUAUAGGUGGAGCUUAUUAGGCAUGGGUCUUCUGUUGGCUUCUUCUGUUUCUCGAAAAACUCCUGAAAAGACACAGCUCCGAGCAUAUGAACGACUUUCAGACUGUGAUAGAUGUUGUACAGAUCACAUAAGUCUAAUCGGAGAAAAUACGCUUUGUGGUGCGUUUCAUCGGGUUUUUAAUGGGGUACAUCCUGGCAAAAGUAUUGUUUUUAUUUAUAGGUGGAGCUUAUCAGGAUGAGUCUUCUGUUGGCUUCUUCUGUUUCUCGAAAACUCCUGAAAAGACACAGCUCAGAAGAUCAGAACAGCGUUCAAACUGUGAUAAAUGUUGUACAGAUCACAUAAGUCUAAUCAGAGAGAGAAGACGCCUGCUGACACGUUUCGUCAAAUGUACGAUGGCUUUUAUUGGGUGGAACUGUUUAGUCCAUAGAACACUUGGAGGAUAAAAAAUUUGUUUAUAAUGGGGGACAUCCUGGCAAAAGUCCUGUUUUUAUUCAUAGGACGAGCUUGUUAGGCACGAGUCUUCUGUUGGCUUCUUCUGUUUCUCGAAAACCCCUGAAAAGACACAGCUCUGAGCAUCUGAACGACUUUCAGACUGUGAUAGAUGUUGUACAGAUCACAUAAGUCUAAUCGGAGAAAAGACGCCUUCUGGUGCUUUUCGACAAAUUACGACGGCUUUUAUUGGGUUUAUAAUGGGGUACCUCCUGGCAAAAGUCGCGUUUCAACAAAUGUACGACGGCUUUUAAUCGGGUAGAACUGUUUAGUCCAUAGAACACCUGGAGGAUAAAAAAAUUAAUUUAUAAUGGGGCACAUCCUGGCAAAAGUCCUGUUUUUAUUUAUAGGUGGAGCUUAUCAGGAUGAGUCUUCUGUUGGCUUCUUCUGUUUCUCGAAAACUCCAAAUGGUGGGAGUUACCGAACAUAAAGACGUUACAAUCUGCGUGGGAUAAUAAAGAAAUGAGUCCGUUGUAUAUUGAAGAUGAUAUCAGUGUUAUAAAUCGAAUAAAAGAGAAAUACAUGAAGCACAAUAGAGCUCACGUUUCCCCUCCCGUAGUUCCAGCCUCACAUCCAUAUUACAUCCCUGAAAUAAUCCUCUACAUGUAUGAAUGCUGUAAGUGGGCGGAGUUACAUGUAUUUGACAUUCUAUACGUAGAAAAUUGACCAGCAAAGUUCAAUAAGAAACAUCUGAACAAAUUAUAUGGACAUGUAUGACUUUGUUUUUCCAUCACAAUGAUGGCGGUAAUCGUAGAGGACUACAAAGUUAGGAAGCUGAUGACAGUCUACUGUAGGUACCGUGCGUUGCCGGUAGGUGCUAUUCUCUAUCAGCAUUGACGGUGCUUGUCGGGUAUUUGUAAUUUUACUAGUAAUAAUAAACAAAAACAAUAUAUGAAUGAAAAAAGUCCAAUGAGAUUUUAAAAUUCCAGCCACAUGGCUAAAAUAACGACCCUUCUACCCUUGUAUUAAAGCUUUGUGAAUUGAGCUUCAUGUGUUGUAUUUCAAUGUUCAGUUUGUUUUCCAUUGUAUCACAUUUAUAAAUACUAAAGCUCUAUCAAUCUGUU